UCGGUCGACCAAUUGCGUGUCGCGUAAACUCCAGCCCCAAAUUUGUACUUUUGUCCCACGAGCGGUUCCUCGUUCUGAGUCGGGUUCGGUCAGCAGACAUGAUGGACGCUCUGUCAGUGGUGAGUCAGCUCCGGGACCUGGCCUCGGAGCCGCAGAACCGGGAGGUGAUCGUCCAGGACCAGGGCUGUCUCCCCGGGCUGGUUCUCUUCCUCGACCACCAGAACCCCGACGUCCUGCUCGCUACUCUGCAGACCCUGCGUUACUUGGCUGAUUUGCCUCCCAACAUCCCCACCAUGAAGAAUGAACUGGGUAUGAUGGUGAGCUUGGAGAAUCUCAUGGAAAGGGAGGCUCUGUCUGUUGACAUUACUGCCUUGGCCCAGGAGGUGUUCAACAUCCUGCGUACACCUGCUAAUCCUGCACCCAGGACACCAGAGAGGGAGAAGAGACAGAAAUCCCAGUUCUUCAUCAACUCCUCCAACAAGAAGGCCAAGUCGGUCACUCUGCACAUUCAGGGACUGGACAGCACUGACCAGCGCGGCUUGUGUGAACAGGCUCUUCUGAAGGUCAGAGGAGUGAUCAGCUUCACGUUCCAGAUGGCCUCCAAGAGGUGCACUGUCCGUAUCCGCGCCGACUUGCCUACUGAGAGUCUGGCCUCAGCCAUCGCUGCCACAAAGGUUCUGUCAGCCCAACAAGUGGUGAAGAAUGAAGCAGGAGAAGAGGUUUUGAUUCCUCUGAGCUCCUCGGGAGUGAAGGUCGAACAAAACUCAGCAAUACCAGAUUACCUCCCGGAGGAAGAGGAGAGCCCAGAGAAGGAAGUCGACCGAGCAAUCUCCCGCACUACGGCAAAGGAAGAUUCCAACGGGAGCUGGCUCAACGCUGCUGCCGGCUUCCUCACAAAAACCUUCUACUGGUGAAACUGGAGCAGUUUCCCUGAAACUCAGGAGAUUGUCAUAGUUGAGCUAAACGACUGCCCCCUGCUGCUGUGUUUGUGACAUUAGUGGACAUAAAUGGAUGUGAGCAUGCCACAGGACUGCAUUCUGACUGUUUUCACAGUCAGAACUUCAAAUUGCCAUCGAUCCCUGUGACUAACUCAAAAUAUCAAUUUGCUCCAAAGUCUAGAACUGCUCUGCUCUGAAGUGAAUGGAGGCCCUCACACUUGAACAAAUGUCGAAGGACUUCAAUGCUAUUUUCUAUCCACUUUUCUCAUUGUGUAAAUAUUUUUCUCAUCUUUCCAUGUUUAUUCUUUGAAUUGUCUGUAAAAGUAAAUAAUAAAUAUUACUGUUUUAAUUUUU
Molecule: messenger RNA, 1292 nt
Organism: Platichthys flesus (European flounder)
Lineage: Eukaryota; Metazoa; Chordata; Actinopteri; Pleuronectiformes; Pleuronectidae
Gene: armc1l
Product: armadillo repeat containing 1, like
Exons: 7
Coding region: 99-914 (271 amino acids)
Molecular function (GO): protein binding; metal ion binding
Source: RefSeq, a predicted model, not a curated record